Pogona vitticeps (central bearded dragon) is the source of this 2963-nucleotide messenger RNA. RefSeq names its product small nuclear ribonucleoprotein U4/U6.U5 subunit 27 (gene SNRNP27). Gene Ontology annotation, biological process: RNA splicing. The record is from RefSeq and is a predicted model, not a curated record. Lineage: Eukaryota; Metazoa; Chordata; Lepidosauria; Squamata; Agamidae. Gene Ontology annotation, cellular component: precatalytic spliceosome.
GCGGCUAGGAGAGUGUUCCCACCCGGACCCGAAAGAGGAGAGCAACGGAAUAGAAGUGGAAAGGAACGCCGUCUCUCUCUCUCUCUCUCCGGAACCACCGGCCUUAGGGGGAGUGUUCCCAGCCGGAGCUGAAGAAGGAGUGGACCACAACCCCGGAAGUCCCGGCGUCCGAACGACAAGAGGCGUUGGGCGCUUCCGGAGCUGCCGUGAAGGGAGCGAGAUGGGUCGGAGCCGCUCCAGGUCUCCUCCGCGGAGGGAGCGUCGGCGUUCCCGAUCAACUUCACGUGAGAGAAGACGACGGGAGCGAUCCAGGUCUCGGGAAAGGGACAGGAGGAGAAGUCGUUCACGUUCCCCACACAGGCGACGAUCCAGAUCUCCUCGCCGGCACAGAUCCAGUUCCAGUUCCCCUUCCCGACAGAAAGAAAGGCGAGAUGAUGAAAAGAAAGAGAACAAGGAUGCCAAAAGCAAAGAGCGUCAGAUUACAGAAGAAGAUCUGGAGGGCAAGACAGAGGAAGAGAUUGAAAUGAUGAAAAUGAUGGGCUUUGCCACAUUUGACUCAACAAAGGGCAAGAAAGUGGACGGUUCUGCCAACGCCUAUGCUAUCAACGUGUCACAGAAGAGGAAGUACAGGCAAUAUAUGAACCGAAAAGGUGGAUUCAAUCGGCCUCUAGAUUUUAUUGCCUAAUAUCUGAUUGGGAUAAGGCACGAAAGAUGACUUUGUUCUAGUCCCUUAAUUGUCUUAAGACCAACACCUGUGGCUAAGAGGAUGCCAGCUUCUUCCCACACAGGGCAGGAAUCUUGUUUCUGGAGAUGCUGUGAAAGUGACAUUGUCUCAUAGGGUUAUGGGGCUUUCUCAGAUUUUUAGUAGGUAAGGAGUUUUAUUUUUGCACAGUUUUAAUCUUGAGUGCGUUCUGUUUCCCUGUCCUGUGCAGACUUCUGUUUUUAAAUAUUGUUGCUUCCAUUAAAAAGAAAAAGCUGUUUUGUCUUUGUGGACACGUUGGAAGUUGGACAGCCGCCUAACGAUUAGGAUACAAAAUGGUUUGGUGUGUAUUCCUGUUAUAUGUUAGCUGGAUAUGGAAGUUAAGUUUUGAAGUUGUUGUUUUUUCCUUUGAGCAUUUCUUGAUCUGUCAGACUGUUCAGAGAUUACACUUUCCCUCCCCGCCAUCGCCACUCUGCAGAAAGACACUGCCGUGUUUUCUUAAUUUUAUAAAAAUGAUUUCCAUUUCUAUUCUGCCCUUUCCCACAAUGAAACUUGCUGUUGUUUAGCUAAGGGCUCCCACAUCAGCAUACAAGACUGUUAAUACAGCUCAGAUUUCAUUUCUUGGUUUGCUUGCAAUUCUUGGACAGGUCUGGAAGGCAAGCAGAAUCAGGCGGUUACAGCCAUCACCUGCUUCGAAUAUUUGGUAAUCAGAACAGAGUUGUCUAGGCUAAAGGUCUCCAAACUAAUCUCCAUUAUUUUAUCUGGCUCCCUUUAAAAAUUAGGCAAACCAGUGGUCAUUGCUACUUCUUAUGUUCCCUUGAAAGAAUUAAUAGUAGAGAAAGCUACCAACUUUGGUAAUUAAUUCUUGCUUGUUAUGCUGAGUAUUUCCCCCCCCCUCGGGUCUGAACAUACUUCAGAUGUAGAAAAGGGUGUUUGUUUCCCCUGCUGUUCACAUCCCCCUUUCUCUCAGUCCUCUCAUGUGGACGUUGGGUGGCUUUUGCCAUGCUGCAGAUGAUGUGCUAAGGUAAGAAGAAACCACCUUGCAGUGACAGGAACCGGAGUUGUGCGGUCGAAUGCAUCAGUACCUUGUGUAAAAUGCCCCUAGAUGCUGGUGCCAUUUUAGCCUUUCUGUUUUGGAGGCUGUCUUAGCAAGGAGGUGAAGGCCAGCACUGUGAGCUGUCCAUAUGGUGCACACCUCAUUGGGAAUUAGUCCCAUUGAAUUUAAUAUGACAGCAUUCUUAAUUGGGCUUGAAGUGCAUCCGUUCAUUUUGGCAUCUUCUGCUGCUGAACACCCAUUAUUUUGGCUUUCAACAACUAAGAGGUACAAUCCAGAUUAAAAUCAGAAGCUCAACUUCCUUUGACCUAGAAUGGCAAUAGGAUUUAUUCCUCCUACACACUAGUGCAUGUAGAGUCCUAAAGCUAACAGGAUGUUGCUAGCUCACACUGCAAGAGGGUGUGCCUUAUGUAAGAUUAUCUCACAGACAAAUCUAAAGUCAUUCUCUCUGUCCCUUUUAUACACACACACACACUGUGUCUCCUUCAAGUAAACAUCUCAUUUGUUCCUCAUUAAUAAAUGUUCUGUUAAGAAUGAGAAUCAGUAGUCAGUGAUGAGAACUAUAUUUUAGAAUUGGUUGAAUAUAUGAAGUUUUCAGGGCUGCAAGACUGCAGUUUUAAGUACAGUAAUCCCACCUGAAGAAGUGGGAAUUUUCCGUUAAGUACCCCAAGGAUCCUGUUCCGAUUGGUUCAGGAAUAUACUUUGUUUUCCUAUUUUGAAGUUUUUGAGUGACUUCAUUUGGAUUAACCAGGAAAUACAAGUGUGAAGUUAAGCCUGAAUUGUCAACAAAAUUCAUAAUUUAUAUUUAGUAGGCUCACGGUGAUACAAGACAAGACUGUGGUCCCGAGAAAUGUAACAGUAGCACUCUAGAUGUUCAUAUGUUUUAAGGGCCACCUAUAGCCCCAGUGAAGGUGGCCCUUGAAAUCAGGUUCAAAUAUGGAAGUACGUAAUCCCAAAGUUUCUGUGCCCUUUACAGUCAAACGAUGAUAACAUAUUUUAGUGCCCAGUGCUGGUGGGAUGCAGAAUUUCAUCCCUUCCUACUCAAUCCAUACCCCAACCCCCAAGUAGCACACACACAAAAAAACCUUCUCCAGAAUGGUUCUCAGCUCUCAGUCUUUCUUUCCUGUCUUCUGGAGAGGUUGAAAAACUUGCUUAGUAUUUGGGGGAUAUUUCUGUCUAUACUAAUAAAGUUAAUGCUUUUGCAUGGAU